Molecule: messenger RNA, 2062 nt
Organism: Panicum virgatum (switchgrass)
Lineage: Eukaryota; Viridiplantae; Streptophyta; Magnoliopsida; Poales; Poaceae
Product: transcription factor UNE10-like
Exons: 5
Coding region: 337-1803 (488 amino acids)
Cellular component (GO): nucleus
Molecular function (GO): protein dimerization activity
Source: RefSeq, a predicted model, not a curated record
AGCGAUGCGUACUUGCAUGGCCCCGCCACACACCCGUAGCUAGCAGCCCUUGCACCCACCCACCGCGGCCGCCCAUAAGUAUCUCUAUCUCCGCCGCCGGCCUUCGUUCACACCAUGCUACACACACCUAUACCUAUACACGACGACCACGCUAGCUGCUCAUCAUACGCUCGCUCUACAGGUCGAUCGGCGCGGACCUCGGCGAUUGGCCGGCAGCCGUCGCUACCCUCCGAGCGAGCCCGUGCCGUCGUGUCGCGCUGCAGGGGCGGCAGGCUGCAGCGCGCGACAUAUACGUGAGGAUAUAUAUCAGCCACGCGAUCGAUCGCGACGAGGGAGAUGAACCAGUGCGUGCCGAGCUGGGAUCUGGACGACCCGGCGCUGGUAGCGGCCGGCGGGGGCGGCCUUAGCAACCACCCGCGGACCGCGGCCGGCAGCGCGCACCACCGGGGAGGGGCGGCGGCGCCAGCUGGGGUCACGGCGGCCGGCGGAGCGUUCGCGCCCGCCGUCGUGCCCAUGGCGGACCAGUACUACGAGGUGGCUGAGCUGACGUGGGAGAAGGGCAACAUCUCCUCGCACGGGCUGCUCAACCGGCCGCCGCCCAACAAGUACCACCACCAGCCCGCCGCGUCGCACCUGCAGGACAUAGGGGGAGGCAGCGGGGCCGCCGGGGACCGCGAGACGCUCGAGGCGGUGGUCGGCGAGGCCGCCGCGCGGUCGCACUUUCUCUCGACUCCUGCGGUGCGCCUCGCGCCCUGGGGCGGGGUCGGGGCGGGCGCCGCCGUGGCGCGCGCGGGCGCGGACGCGCUGGUGCCGUGCGCCGCGAGGGCCGACGACGAGGCGGCGGAGGGGGCCGACGCGUCGAGGAGGAAGCGCGCGCGGGUGGUCGGCGAGGACGGGCUGCUAGUGUGUGCCAGCCAGGGGAGCGCCGCGCCCGGCCGCCGCGGCGACAGCGCGCUGAUCACGCUGGACGGCUGCGGCACCGGGGCCGACGACGUGUGCGGCUUCACGACCGCCACCAACAACUCGACCUCCCUGGAGCGGGAGGACACGGGCUCCCCGGACACGGAGAACACCAGCAUCGGCGGAGGCGCCAGCGACUCCCGCUGCUUCUGCCGUCGGUCACAGAGAGACGGCCUGUGCGACGAGGGGGAGAACGUGGUGAUCAACGGCGACGGGGCGGUGAGGUCGUCGGUUUCCACCAAGAGGAGCCGGGCUGCUGCCAUCCACAACGAAUCUGAGCGUAAACGAAGGGACAGAAUCAACCAGAAGAUGAAGACGCUGCAAAAGCUCGUCCCGAACUCGAGCAAGACGGACAAGGCGUCGAUGCUGGACGAGGUGAUCGACUACCUGAAGCAGCUGCAGGCGCAGGUGCAGGUGAUGAGCCGGAUGAGCAGCAUGAUGAUGCCCAUGGCGAUGCCGCAGCUGCAGAUGUCCGCCGUCAUGGCGCAGAUGGCCCAGAUGGCGCAGAUGGCCCAGGGCAUGAUGAGCAUGGGCUCCCUCGCGCCGCCGGCCGCCGCCUACGCGGGCCUCAUGCCCCCCUUCGUCCCCGCCAUGCCCUGGGACCCCACCACCACCUCCGGCGCCGGCGCCGCGGGCACGGCGGACCGCGCGCCGCAGCCCGCCGCGGGCGUCGCCGGCGCCACGCCGCCCGACGCCUUCUCGGCCUUCCUCGCGUGCCAGGCGCAGCAGAACGGCCAGCAGCAACCGGGCGGCAUGGAGGCGUACAGCAAGAUGGUGGCGCUGUACCAGAAGAUGAGCCAGCAGCAGCAGCAGGGCCAGCCCAGCAGUUCGUCGAAACAGUGAGCUGUGAGCACGCAGCUGCUCUUGUACAUCCUUUUGUUUGCUUGAUUCAAAACCCAAUUUCUAGCUCUCCCUCUCCCUCCAUCGCAUCUGUCCAGAUUUUUUUCCCCUUCUUUUGUGGUGAGCCGUGAGCGCAGAGUCGCGCAAUAGGAGGUGAAGUACAUGUAACAUCAUGUAUUUAUUCUGUUUUGACCAGCCUAGCCUUGUAUAAAAAAUCUUUGAUUUAUGCUGGCAGUCUAAUUGCUGGAGGUGAUGUUCAGUA